CAUUUUCUGGUGGCUGACUGCUUUGGAAAAUACGUGGUGUGGAGAGAGUUAAGGUGAGUUAAGGUGUGGUGGAGGAAACACCUGUGCUCAGAGGCAGCUCUGUCAAAGUUGGUGGUGGGAGAGAGUGUUGGGACAGCUGUACCAGCACAUCAGGCUGGGGUUUGCUCCACAGUCAGCAGCAUGAGAGAUCAGAUAGACCUGCUGGCCACAGUCACAGUUCUGGGGGUCCUGGAGCAAGCCUAUUUUGCAAUGCAGGUGAUCUACGCCCGUCGGAAGUACAAGAUUUCCCCUCCUGAAACAAAAGGUCACCCUGAGUUUGAGCGGACCUUCAGAGCUCAGGCAAACUGCUCAGAGUACUUCCCAAUCUUCAUUUCCCUCCUCUGGGUUGCUGGAAUCUUCUUCCAUCAAGGUGUGACUGCAGCCUGUGGCCUCUUGUACCUCUACACCCGCCUCAAGUACUUCCAGGGCUAUGCUGUGACUGCCCAGGGACGGUUGGGACCGCUGUACGCCAGUGCCUGGCUGCUCUGGCUGCUGGUGGGGCUGGCACUGGCCGGGCUCCUGGCACACUUCCUGCAGCCAGACUCCUCCACGUGGAUGGCAGCACUGCUGGGGCCUCUCCAGCUCUGUGGUGUCUGGUGA
Catharus ustulatus (Swainson's thrush) is the source of this 639-nucleotide messenger RNA. It is a transcript of the gene LTC4S, whose product is annotated as leukotriene C4 synthase. The transcript is spliced from 5 exons. Gene Ontology annotation, molecular function: enzyme activator activity; glutathione peroxidase activity; leukotriene-C4 synthase activity. NCBI's taxonomy places the organism in Eukaryota, Metazoa, Chordata, Aves, Passeriformes, Turdidae. Gene Ontology annotation, biological process: leukotriene biosynthetic process. The record is from RefSeq and is a predicted model, not a curated record. The coding region runs from base 181 to 639 and encodes 152 amino acids. Gene Ontology annotation, cellular component: nuclear envelope; endoplasmic reticulum; membrane.